Molecule: messenger RNA, 1521 nt
Organism: Pseudocercospora fijiensis CIRAD86
Lineage: Eukaryota; Fungi; Ascomycota; Dothideomycetes; Mycosphaerellales; Mycosphaerellaceae
Exons: 3
Coding region: 1-1521 (506 amino acids)
Cellular component (GO): mitochondrion
Molecular function (GO): nucleic acid binding; ATP binding
Source: RefSeq, a predicted model, not a curated record
AUGGCCGGACCAGAAGCCAUGGAAGAAGCUGGUCAACCAUACUGCACUUUGAAAGGAACGCUGAAUGACGGGCUGCUUGCAGGCAUCCAGAGCAUGGGCUAUGGCUUCAUGACUCCAGUCCAGCAAAAAGUCCUCACCGAGCUACCCGACUUCAGCGCAGAUUGCCUUGUUCAAGCGAAGACUGGCACUGGCAAAACGCUCGCUUUUCUCCUACCCGCAAUCCAUUCUCUUCUCACCAAAGCUUCCAUAGCGACUGGCCAAGUCGCAAUCUUGGUGUUGUCGCCAACUCGCGAACUCGCGCUCCAGAUUGCCAAGGAAUGCAAUGCUGUCACCGCCAAGCUGCCUCGCCGCCUCGAAUGCCACACAGCAUAUGGCGGAACCUCGAAGGAACGUGACCUGAAAGCUUUCCUGAACGGAGAUCCCAAAAUCGUCGUUGCGACACCAGGUCGACUCAAUGAUUAUCUGAAUGAUGACUACGUUGCGGAAAAGUUCGCCGACCUUCGCACUUUAGUCUUGGACGAGGCCGAUCAAAUGCUGGAGCAAGGUUUCCUCGUAGCCCUCAACGACAUCCUGCGCCGACUUCCUCAGAAAUCCAAAGCCAACUGGCAAGGCAUGUGCUUCAGCGCCACAAUGCCCAAGAAGAUCGAAGGCGUCCUUCCCAAAGUGCUCAACAAAGGGCAUAUUCACCUCACCACCAUCGACCCCGAUGAAACACCCACAAUCGACAAAGUGACGCAGCACUCCAUCAUCGUCCCAUCAAAUCAAGAAGUGUACCCUGCACUGUGGGAUUUGCUACAAACAGAAUACAGCAGCUGCUCUGGCGACUUCAAAGCCAUCGUCUUCGGCACAACUGCAAACGGUGUAGCACUCAUGUACGCUCUCUUCUCAGCACUUCUGGAAGGCAGCAAUACGUUACAAGUGUUUCAACUACAAUCACGUCUAUCUCAAGCAAACAGAACUCGAACCACAAAUGAAUUCAAAGCAGCCAAAGCAGGCAUCAUGUUCGCAUCGGACGUGAUCGGUCGCGGCAUGGAUUUCCCAAACGUCUCCCACGUCGUACAAAUCGGUCUCCCAUCUAGUGGUGAUCAGUACGUACAUCGUGUCGGACGAACUGCUCGAGCAGGAAACGAAGGUCGAGCUAUCAUUAUCCUGACGCAGCGGGAGAGCUUCUUUCUCAAAGUCAACAAAAGAUUGCCAAUCACGCCGUACCCAACAGCUCUUGCCAGCGCAACAGGGGAAACGCAAAACUCGGACAUCGAAGCGGCUUUCACCAAAGUCGAUGAGACGACGAAAAGCAAAGCGUAUCAGGCUUGGCUCGGUUUCCACAAGACUUUCACGAAGCAGCUUCAACUCACCAACGAUACGCUCGUGCAAGAAGCGAAUGAUUACGCUGCAGCCAUGGGUUGUCCUGAGACGCCGAUGAUCGACAAGAAGAUCGUGGGCAAGAUGGGCUUGAAGGGCGUGAAGGGUUUGAAUAGAGAGAGUGCGCGAUACGCGAUACCCGCGGACGCUUCACUGUAG